CCGCCGCCGCCCGGCCUGGGAGAAGAAGAGACGCGACGCUUCCCUUUGACAUAUAAACAAGGAUUUCUAAUCACAGUAGCAGAGAAGUUGAAUUUUGGAAACGUUCUUCUUGGUUUACAAACUUCCUAUAACUCAAGCUUCUAGCAUUGCCAUCAUUGGGAAGAUUUGGCUACUUUGCUACAAUCCUUAUAAUUGUUCCAGGGAAUGCACCAUGACAUCAGCAGUAGUUGACAGUGGAGGUUCAGGCCUGGAGUUUGACAACAAUGGAGUACAAAUUCAAGUCGAGGAGGAUGACCCAGUCAUUGGCUAUCCAGCGGUGAUUGUAGAGCCGGUGCCAAGUGCCAGAGUAGAACAAGGAUAUGCUGCCCAGAUCUUUGUAUAUGAUGAUGAAACAUAUCUGCUACAAGAUGUUGCAGAAGAACAAGAAAUUGAGACUGAAACUGUAAAAACAGUGGAAGCAUCAGUUCAUGGCAGCAAUGUUCACUGUUCAGACAAGACGAUUGAAGCAGCAGAAGCCUUGCUUCACAUGGAAUCUCCAACCUGCUUAAGAGAUGCUCGAACUCCUGUGGAAGUUUUUAUGCCGCCUUGUGUGUCGACUCCAGAGUUCAUUCAUGCUGCAAUGAGGCCGGAUGUGAUCACAGAGACAGUAGUGGAGGUAUCAACUGAGGAGGCUGAACCAAUGGAUACCUCUCCUAUACCAACAUCUCCAGAGAUUCAUGAGCCAAUGAAGAAAAAAAAAGCUGGCCGCAAGCCAAAAACUCAAGCACCAUCAGCCAUUUCCAGUUCAUCUCCAGACUUGGGCAUAAAGAAGAAGCCAAGAGAAGGCAAAGGAAAUACAACCUACUUGUGGGAAUUCCUUCUAGACUUGCUUCAGGACAAAAACACCUGUCCUCGCUAUAUCAAAUGGACCCAGCGGGAGAAGGGCAUCUUUAAACUUGUGGACUCAAAGGCAGUUUCUAAACUAUGGGGAAAACACAAGAACAAGCCUGACAUGAACUACGAAACAAUGGGAAGGGCCCUGAGAUACUACUAUCAAAGAGGAAUUCUGGCAAAAGUUGAAGGGCAAAGGCUUGUAUAUCAGUUUAAAGAAAUGCCCAAAAACAUUGUGGUAAUAGAUGACAAAAGUGAAUGUGGCGGUGAAGAUUUGUCAAUACCAACAGAUGAGAAAUCGUUAGAGCGCGUGUCAUUGUCUGCAGAAAAUCUCUUGAAAGCAGCGACCUCCGCUCGCAUGGGGAAAAACGCUUCUCAGUUGAACUGCACAAGAGCAGAGAAGCCAGUUACCAGAGUGAUGAAUAUCUCCUCAUCUGGGCAUGAAAUGUCACCUUGUUCUCCCACCACCACUACUGUAACAGCGACGACUGCUCCCAGAACUGUCCGCGUGGCAAUGCAAGUGCCUGUUGUAAUGACGUCCUUGGGGCAGAAAAUUUCAACUGUUGCAGUGCAGUCAGUAAACGCAGGGUCACCGUUAAUUACAAACACAAGCCCAACAGCAGCAACAACCCCAAAGGUGGUCAUCCAGACAAUCCCUACUGUGAUGCCGGCAUCUGCUGAAAAUGGAGAGAAAAUCACAAUGCAGCCUGCAAAAAUCAUUACCAUCCCUGCCACACAACUGGCACAGUGCCAGCUGCAAACGAAAACAGGUCUGCCUGGGACAGGAAGUAUCAACAUAGUUGGAACGCCAUUGGCUGUCAGAGCACUCACUCCAGUAUCUCUAGCCCAUGGGACACCAGUGAUGAGACUCUCCAUGCCUCCCCAGCAGGCCAGCGGCCAUACUCCUCCCAGAGUUAUUAGCGCCAUCAUCAAAGGGCCAGAAGUCAAAUCUGAAGCCGUGGCUUUAAAGCAGGAACAGGAAGUUAAAACCCUGCAGCUUAUACAAGAAGAAAAGCCAGCAGAUGGAACCAAGACAGUCACUCAUGUAGUUGUCGUCAGUACGCCCUCAGCCAUUGCCCUCCCUGUAACCGUGAAAACGGAGGGAAUAGUAACGUGCGAGAAAUGAAGAAAGGGCAACUAUGAACAUUAGCUAGCAUGGUCCAUUGUGGAGUUGAGCAAACUGACAUAUUGAGGGAGGCAGGGAAAUGGACACAAUCAAGGC
Messenger RNA from Euleptes europaea (tarantolino), 2092 nucleotides. RefSeq names its product E74 like ETS transcription factor 2 (gene ELF2). Gene Ontology annotation, molecular function: sequence-specific DNA binding; DNA-binding transcription factor activity, RNA polymerase II-specific. Gene Ontology annotation, cellular component: nucleus. Gene Ontology annotation, biological process: regulation of transcription by RNA polymerase II; cell differentiation. The coding region runs from base 212 to 1996 and encodes 594 amino acids. The transcript has 9 exons. Lineage: Eukaryota; Metazoa; Chordata; Lepidosauria; Squamata; Sphaerodactylidae. The record is from RefSeq and is a predicted model, not a curated record.